CUGGAAUUGCGUCUUCAGAGGUGUGAAACAGCGGGGAUAGAAGUUGUAAUUAAACCAUUAACGCCGUCGUUUAGCGGGAUUUCUAAGUCCCAAGCAAGAACCAUGCAGGAUCCUGGAAAGAAGAAUUUGGCCAAUAGAAGGGCGUCAGUAACAACAAAAUACACGGAUUCUGACCAAGAGGAAAAGGAGGAGAAAAUCAAUGGUUUUGUUCAGAAAAAGGGUGCAGCUCUUUCUGACCAUGAAACUCGGACUUUAAGAACCAAGCUACACAUUGUGCAAGAAGAACUUGAUCUGCUUUGCAAUGAAUAUCAUAGUAAGAAUGAUGAAUUUGACAAGCUAUUUGAAACAAAUAGGAAGCUGGGCAGUGAUCGAGCCAGACUGCAGAAGACCAUUAAUGUCCAGAAAAUACAAAUCGAGGAACAAAAAGCUACAAUCAAAGAGCUUGCCCAAAAAUGUCAUAAUCUUCAUCUGGAAGUGUAUGAGUUAAGCAAGCUGAUUAGGGGAUAUGAUGAGGAAGUGGAGAAGAUGAACUCCCAACUGACUGCAGCCAAUCUGGCAAGGAAGAAGAAGAUCCUGAGCAGUGAAGAAAAUCUAACGAUAGAAAAUCUGCUGGCUGAGAACAAAAACCUUAAGAAGCAAAAAUAUGAUCUUAUUUUGGGUUUCAAGAAGCAAACCAAGCUGAUCGACAUUCUGAAAAGACAGAUAAUGCACCUUGAGGCAUCAAAGCUGCUGUCCUUCACGGAGGAGGAGUUCAUCAAGGCCAUGCUGGAGACAGAAUAAAUAUGAUCCUCACUGUC
Molecule: messenger RNA, 797 nt
Organism: Poeciliopsis prolifica (blackstripe livebearer)
Lineage: Eukaryota; Metazoa; Chordata; Actinopteri; Cyprinodontiformes; Poeciliidae
Product: testis-expressed protein 9-like
Exons: 8
Coding region: 103-780 (225 amino acids)
Source: RefSeq, a predicted model, not a curated record